CAAACCAAAAUAAAAAGCUCCUCGGGUCGGGGGAGUAUAUAACCAACCAACCACCCAACCAGUCUCUUCUCAAUCCAUCCCAUUUCCUUCAUCUUCUUCUUCCGCCAAACCCUAGCAAUCUCAAAAAUGCCUUCGAUUCCCGAAGAGCCCCUUCUCGCCCCAAAUCCUGAUCGAUUCUGUAUGUUCCCCAUCCAGUACCCCCAAAUUUGGGAGAUGUACAAGAAAGCCAUGGCGUCUUUUUGGACCGCCGAGGAGGUCGAUCUCUCGCAGGAUCUACGCCAGUGGGAAGCCCUCACCGCCGACGAGCAGCACUUUGUCAAGCACGUCCUCGCCUUUUUCGCCGCCUCCGAUGGCAUCGUUCUCGAGAAUCUCGCCGGUCGCUUCAUGAAGGAAGUCCAGGUGUCGGAGGCGCGGGCUUUCUACGGCUUCCAGAUUGCCAUCGAGAAUAUCCACUCCGAGAUGUAUAGCCUCCUCCUGGAGACUUAUAUCAAGGACUCCGCAGAGAAGGACAGGCUGUUCCACGCCAUUGACACCAUCCCGUGUGUGGAGAAGAAGGCUAAGUGGGCAUUACGAUGGAUCGACGGCUCUGAAUCCUUCGCCGAGCGGCUGCUGGCAUUUGCCUGUGUGGAAGGAAUCUUCUUCUCUGGGAGCUUCUGCUCCAUCUUCUGGCUGAAAAAGCGCGGCUUGAUGCCUGGCUUGUCCUUCUCAAACGAGUUGAUCUCUCGAGACGAGGGUUUGCACUGCGACUUUGCCUGCUUGCUCUAUGGCUUAUUGAAGAGGAAACUGAGUGAGGAGAGAGUGAAGGCAAUUGUGGGGGAUGCAGUUGAGAUCGAGAGGGAAUUCGUGUGUGACGCCCUUCCAUGCGCUCUUGUGGGCAUGAAUGGAGAUCUGAUGAGCCAGUACAUAGAGUUCGUGGCGGAUAGAUUGCUGGGUGCCCUAGGAUGCAGUAAACUGUACAAUGCCCAAAAUCCCUUUGAUUGGAUGGAGCUGAUUAGCUUGCAGGGGAAGACCAAUUUCUUCGAGAAGCGGGUUGGAGAAUAUCAGAAGGCCUCUGUCAUGUCUAGCUUGAACAGUGACGGUGGUGACACUCAUGUUCUCAAGUUGGACGAGGACUUCUGAUUUACACUGCUUUCUUUAUCAUUUCUUUGCUGCUUUCGCUAUGUGUCAGUCCAAGUGUUUGCUUAAUUUAUGUUCUCUUUAAAAGCCAUAGCAGUAGGGAGUAUGUAGUAGUUAUCACGCCAAGCCCUUGUAAUUUUCAAGCGCAGUGUAUCUGGAUUCACUACUUGAUCGGAGGAGUCACCAGUCACCAGUCACCACACCCAUUCAAUAUAAUACUCGUAGUAUGUUUAUAAACAUCUGGUUUUUACUACGAGUGAGUGUUUGCAUUUGCUAAUCUUUAGUUGUUUUGAC
Molecule: messenger RNA, 1410 nt
Organism: Cuscuta europaea
Lineage: Eukaryota; Viridiplantae; Streptophyta; Magnoliopsida; Solanales; Convolvulaceae
Source: the annotation of a GenBank genome assembly